This is a messenger RNA of Fusarium sp. VM40, 1455 nucleotides long. The record is from the annotation of a GenBank genome assembly. NCBI's taxonomy places the organism in Eukaryota, Fungi, Ascomycota, Sordariomycetes, Hypocreales, Nectriaceae.
AUGGAUCACCGCUAUUCCUCAGAUUUCAAUGAUGCUAGAAACGUCUGGGGUCAUAAGUUUAACUGGACCCCUGACCAUCAGACCGCACCUGAGAUUGCUCACUUGCUCUAUUCGUAUGAUAAGCUAGCUACAGAUGCUUUGGAUCGUCUGGACUACUUCUCCCCGCCGACCUCGAAAGGAUGGAAGUGCCCUCACGGCUCUGGUCCUGGGCAGAGAGACCUGUAUGAGCUCCUGAAGAAACACGCCGACUCGGAUGAGAUACUGGGGAAGCUUUGGAAUGAAGCCUCUACAGUACCUGAGUGGGUUGACUGGGACCAGAUUCAGCGUGGACAGCAGGUAGUAUAUCAGUUCAGCGGACAGAUUAUGUUCGGACUUCUAUAUAACUCGCUGCUAGGUGGAAUGGGCGCAUAUCGAGUUGUCGAAACUCUUUCGAGGACAGGAGGGUUUGGUGUUAACGUCACUAGACGUCGUCUGUUGGAAACAUUGCAACAUUUCAUGGAGGUUAUCGAAGAUAUUGAUGCAAUAAAGCCGGGCGGGAAGGGCUAUGUAUCUUCAGUGCGAGUACGCCUUUUACACGCCUCGGUUCGAAGACGACUUAUGCAACUCGAGCAUGAGAACCCGGGUUAUUUCGACAUGGAGAAAUGGGGAGUGCCAAUAAACGACAUGCACUCCAUUGGAACUAUCUCGGUGUAUUCCGUGGCCAUCGUCUAUCUCGCUUUGCCUCGACAGGGCGUCCACUUGACCGACCAGCAAACCGCUGACUACUUCGCUCUAUGGCGUUAUGUUGGAUAUCUUCUAGGAACGCCCGUGGAUUGGAUGGCCACGCCAGAACAAGCCAAAGUUCUAUGGGAGUCAAUCGCAGUAUCUGAGAUAGCCCCGUCGAAGAACUCCCAGAUCCUCGCAAACAACAUCCUCACAGCAGAAGCUCGAGUUCCACCGCUGAAUCUGCCUCGGGAGGUACUCGCUGCCCAUGCGUACAGGCUCAACGGAGACGAACUCGCCAAUGCCCUUGGUAUCGACAAGCCGAGUCUACGCUUCCGUGCUAUUGUGUGGUUGCAGUGUGCUUUUCUCUUCUUGUUGAGCUACAGUUACCCCUGGCUGCCAACUCACAUGCAGAAAAGACGAGAGCAAAAAUUCAAAACCUUUGCCAACUUCAUGGUCCACAACAAAAAAAUGGGUGGUAUCGGCGAUCCCACCACUUUCGAGUUCCAGUAUCUCCCUCGCCUCGGGAUGCUCACAGAGCUGGGCAUGGACAAGAAACAGGAGGCAGAGCAGUCCGCAUCAGCUGGUUUCUCCAAACCCAUGAUCGUCUUGAGGAAGGCAGUGCUCGUAGUCGGGACGAUUGCCGGAGCUGUAGCAGCGGUGAGCCUCGUCAGAUUCGUGGGCGUAUCGAGUAUACCGCGCCAUCUACUAUCCGCUGUCUUGGCGCAGCAAAGCCUCACAUGGGCUGAUUAG